GACACAUUAGCGAUACGUUAUACCGAAAAUGUACCGGACAUUGAACCACCGAUGGAACAUAUCAGCGUUAGGAAACAGCGUCCACCACAUCCACUGUCUUUGUAUGAUUGUUUACAGGCAUUUAGUCAAAGUGAAAUGUUAGAUGAACACAAUCCAUGGUUUUGUCCAAAGUGUGAACGGAAUCAGUGUGCUACUAAGACAUUGACUGUUCAUCGCUAUCCUAAGUACCUCAUAGUCUAUCUUAAGAGAUUCGUAUUUCAUGAGUGCGUUAGCAUGAAAUUGGAUGAUAAAGUAACAUUUCCUUUAGCCGGACUGAGUCUAGGCAAGCAUAUGUACGAUCUGUAUGCUUGCGUCUGUCAUUACGGAGGUGUUUCUGCUGGGCAUUAUACGGCAUACGCGAAGAAUCCUCACACAGACGUGUGGUAUCACUACAAUGAUGAACUGACGAGUAAACAGAAGCCACAGGAAGAAGAUUUUAGUAAUGCAUAUAUUUUAUUCUACAGCCGACGAGAAACAGCCUCAAAGCCAUGUAAUUUAUAAAUUAAUGGAAAAACUCAAUGGCAACGAAGAGAAAUUUUAAGUCAGAAAUUUUUCGUAUAAAUUAAUGUGUUUAAUUGUGUAAAAAUAAUUAGGCGUUGGUUCAGGCUAAAAUAUUAGGAUAAUUUUUUCAAUUAUUAUUAUUAUCAUUAUAAAUGUUGAUAAUAUUUUCACUGAUUGUUAUGGAGAUUUUAUUUUUUUUUUUCUUCAUACAAAACUCAAGUCUCAGUGAUUAGUUAAAUAAAAAUAUUUAAAUAAAAGGAAAAAAAAAAAAA
This is a messenger RNA of Cotesia glomerata, 812 nucleotides long. RefSeq names its product ubiquitin carboxyl-terminal hydrolase 4-like. Gene Ontology annotation, biological process: protein deubiquitination. Gene Ontology annotation, molecular function: cysteine-type deubiquitinase activity. The transcript has 4 exons. NCBI's taxonomy places the organism in Eukaryota, Metazoa, Arthropoda, Insecta, Hymenoptera, Braconidae. The coding region runs from base 52 to 540 and encodes 162 amino acids. The record is from RefSeq and is a predicted model, not a curated record.